Molecule: messenger RNA, 1548 nt
Organism: Thelazia callipaeda (thelaziosis nematode)
Lineage: Eukaryota; Metazoa; Nematoda; Chromadorea; Rhabditida; Thelaziidae
Source: the annotation of a GenBank genome assembly
AUGAGUACAAAUUCAAGCAAGCGGAAGAAUCAUCGAAUUUAUUCAUUGUCGAUUGACAACUCCGCACACUUCAAUUUCAGAACAAGAUAUGAAUAUAGAGGAACUCAGUUAGAACAUCUGAGUGAACUUGAUAUUGGAACACCACUGAUUCGUCAGCGAAAAACAGGAAUUAUCUGUACUAUCGGUCCGGCAUGCUGUGAGAUACAAACAUUAACAAAUAUGAUUGAAAAAGGAAUGACAGUUACGAGAUUGAACUUCAGCCAUGGAACCCAUAAAUAUCACGCUCAACUGAUUGAAAAUAUUCGUAAGGCAUGUUCGAGUUUGAAUGUAAAUUCUAUUGCAAUCGCUUUAGAUACGAAAGGUCCAGAAAUCCGAACAGGCAUAUUGAUUGAUAACAAUAAAGACGAAAUUGCAAUUGUGAAAGACUCAUUCGUAAAGUUAACAACGGAUACCAAGUACAAAGAUCGCUGUGAUUCGCAUUUGAUUUUUGUCGACUAUCCAAAUAUCACCAAAGUCGUGCAAGAAAAUUCACGAAUUUUUAUCAAUGAUGGAUUGAUCUCUUUAGUUGUUAAAGAGAUUUAUGAAAGUUCCAUAAACUGCAUUGUUGAAAUUGGUGGGAUGCUAGGAAAUCAGAAGGGUGUAAAUAUACCUGGUGCGACGCUCGAUCUGCCUUAUGUCACUGAUAAAGACAUUGAAGAUCUAAAGUUUGGAGUCGAACAGAAUGUUGAUUUCAUUUUUGCAUCUUUUACACGUGCAGCUAGAGGUAUCGAAAUUAUUCGAGAUGUACUGGGUGAAAAGGGCAAGCAUAUCAAAAUUAUUGCUAAGAUCGAAAAUGAAGAAGGAAUUCGAAGGCUAGAAGAUUCCCAAAAUAUUGACAGAAGCAAGAAUGAUAAGAUGACAAAAAAUUUCAGAGCCGAUGAAAUAAUUGAUGCAGCAGAUGGAAUAAUGGUGGCACGUGGUGAUCUUGGCAUUGAAAUAUCUGCUUCUAAAGUUUUUCUCGUCCAAAAAAUGCUCAUUGCCAAAUGUAAUCGAGCAGGAAAACCAGUCAUUUGUGCAACACAAAUGCUUGAGUCAAUGGUGGGCAAACCGAGACCAACCAGAGCUGAAAGUAGUGAUGUUGCCAAUGCUGUAUUGGAUGGAGUUGACUGUGUUAUGUUAAGUAGCGAAACAGCAAAAGGCAAUUACCCGCUAGAAUCGUUGAUGACAAUGCAUGAAAUUUGCAAAGAAGCUGAAACAGCAUUUUAUUAUACGAAAUAUUUCGAAGAGUUAUUGCGAUUAGUUCCGAAACCAACAGAUGACGCAACAACGAUCGCAAUUGCAGCUACCUCUGCUGUUGAAUCGUGUCGUGCUACAGCGAUCAUUUGUGUCACUGUUACUGGAAGAACAGCUGAACUGCUAUCUCAGUGGCGACCACCAGUACCAAUUAUUGCGGUUUGCGAAAAUUCCACUGUAGUACGACAACUUCACUUGUGGCGAGGAGUUUUCCCUUUACAUUUUGAAGGUUGGCAAAUAUUGUUUUCAAAAUACUGCAUUAGUUGCGCAAAAUAA